CUUGCGUCCCCGGUGCGUGUGCGGCGUUUAUCAAUAAAGCCCCCCCGCUCACACCCCGCCCCCACCUUGCUUCACCCUCACUCCUCUCCUUCCAUAUUCUUUUGAAAAUCCGAGGGGCAUUGAGAAAUAGAGAAACCCGAGAAACCCUAGCUUUCUUUUUCCCGUUUUCCUCCAAAACUCGAGUCCCAAAUCGGAAGCCCACCGGUCAUGGCGUCCAGGUUUGGGCUCGCCGGAGGGAUCCCGGAGCGGCGGGUCCGGUCGAUAUGGGACGCCGUCGACUCUCGGCAGUUCAAGACCGCGCACAAGCUCGCCGUCGGUCUCCUCGCCAAGUAUCCUAACUCUCCUUAUGCCCUUGCACUCAAGGCUCUUAUUUUGGAGAAGAUGGGGAAGCCUGAUGAAGCACUGAGUGUUUGUUUAAAUGCUAAGGAGCUGUUACAUUUAGAUAAUGUGGUUCAUGUUGAUGAUCUGACUCUCAGCACUUUACAGAUUGUUUUCCAACGGCUUGAUCGAUUGGAUCUGGCUACUUCUUGCUAUGAGCAUGCUUGUGGAAAAUAUCCAAACAACUUAGAAAUGAUGAUGGGUCUUUUCAACUGUUAUGUUCGUGAGUACUCAUUUGUGAAACAACAACAGACAGCCAUUAAAAUGUACAAAAUUGUGGGUGAAGAAAGGUUUUUGCUCUGGGCAGUUUGCAGCAUACAAUUACAGGUAUCAUGCGGCAGUGGGGGUGAGAAACUAUUAUCAUUAGCUGAGGCUUUACUCAAAAAGCACAUAGCUUCACAUAGUUUGCAUGAACCAGAAGCUCUUGUUAUAUAUAUCUCAAUAUUGGAACAACAAAUGAAGUAUGAAGCUGCGUUGGAAGUUCUUUCUGGUAAUUUGGGCUCUCUUAUAGGAAUUGAGGAGGACAAGUUACGCAUGCAGGGUAGACUUCUUGCUCGUGCAUGUAACUAUGCUGCUGCUGCUGAGAUCUUCCAGAAAGUCCUACAGUCAUGUCCUGAUGAUUGGGAGUCCUUCCUCCAUUAUUUUGGUUGUUUGCUUGAGGAGGAUAUGAACUGGUCCAGUGCUAGCUCUACUGAUCAAAUAUGUUCAUCACGUUCUGUUGAUUUUCCAGCCAGCAAGGCAAAUCAUUUGACUGUGGAAGUGUUUGAUUCACGCAUAUCAAGUGCAUUGUCAUUUGUAUGGAAGUUACAAUUGGACAUCCAGAAUGAUUGCAUUAGAGGUCCUUACUUGGCAAGUAUUGAAAUUGAAAGACAGCGCCGUCUGGGUGGAAAAGCUGAUGAUGGCAAAUUUAUGGAGGCUUUGCUUAACUAUUUUCACAGGUUCAGUCACUUGUCUUGCUUUACUUCUGAUGUGGAAAUGUUCAUCUGCAUCUUAUCUGAAACUGAGAAAGCCGAGUUAUUGGAGAAGUUUGUGAAAAUAUUGGAAACUUCAUCAACAUCACCGAUCAAAGCACUGGGUCAGGCUAUAACAGUUUUUAAGAUUCAAGAACUUUUCGGUGUCAUGUUUAAAUUCCCUAUCACAGAACUUGAAGGUACUGCUAAAAGAAUGGUGGAGAUGUACUGCAAAAACCUCAUACUUUCAAGGGACUUGGAUCUUCAGGAAAACAUGCACGGAGAAGAACUUUUAUCUAUGGCAAGCAAUGUUCUUGUACUGCUGUUCUGGCGAACAAGGAAGUUGGGAUAUUUGCUGGAAGCAACUAUGGUUUUGGAAUUUGGCCUGAACAUCCGAAGAUAUGUGUGGCAGUACAAGAUACCUUUGAUGCAUUUAUAUUCUUACAUGGGGGCUCUUUCAUCAGCAUAUGAGUGGUAUGUUACUCUUGAUGUAAAAAAUAUUUUACUGGAGACGGGCUCCCACCACAUCUUGCCCUAUAUGUUGAAAUCACCAAAUUGGCUGGAAACCGGCAAUCUUAUGAAAGAGUAUCUGAAGUUUAUGGAUGAUCAUUUGAGAGAAGUUGCCGAUCUUACCUUUCUUGCCUAUCGCCAUCGUAAUUAUUCAAAAGUAAUUGAAUUUGUUCAGUUCAAAGAACGCUCGCAACAUUCAUAUCAGCUUUCGAUGGUGAGACUUGAAGCUUUGAUCCUACAAUUGAAGGAAAAAGCAGAUAAUAUUGAGGAAAUACAGGGCAUUCUUGAGAAUGCAAACUAUGGUAUUCAAUUGCUUGAGCUGUCAAAUGAAGAUAAACUGAAAUCCUUGACAUUCAAUGAAGAUCUUCAGGCACGGCCUUGGUGGUCUCCUACUCCUGAAAUAAAUUACCUUUCAGAGCCAUUUGAAGAAGGAUCUGCAUGCCUCAGAGAGAAAUUGGAUCAGCACAAAGUGGGUGAGAAGGAACAGAUUGCAAGAAAACAUAUUGAGACAAAAUCCCUUAUUCCUCGAUUAGUUUAUCUGUCAAUCCAGGCCUCUACUUUUUCUCUAAAGGAAAAUCUUGAGCCUAAUGGUUCUGUCUCUGAUGUGAAAGUCAUCCUUGAAAUGAAGUGUCUGCUAGAGAGAUAUGCAAGGAGCAUUGGUCUUCCUUUCGAUGAUGCAGUAGAUGUGAUUCUUGGGAUAGCAAAGGGCCAAAAGUCCUUCAAGGAUCUCGAUUCAGACAUCAUCAGCUGGAUAAACUUUGCCAUUUUUGUCAAUGCGUGGAAUUUGUGCUCCCAUCACCCUGGGCUUGUCAGUGAGGAUGGAUGUGGUCUAACAUCAUGGCACGUUGUAAAUUUCUUGGUUAAGACUUGCACUGCUGAGGUCCUGAUGCAGGCACAACCAAUACUAACAAAUCCUGGCGGUAGUCUUCCUGUUCUGGUACAAUUGGUUACUGAAUCCUUUUCUUGGCAUGUUCUAGUCAUCCAGUCCUGUCUAAAAUCAAUGCUUCCAUCGGGAAAGAAGAAAAAGAAAGGUGGUGCAGUGGAUCAGAUGAACUCGCCACACUUGCAGGCUAUACAUGAUUCAAUUCAAUGUUUAAGUAAUGCGAUACGAGGAAUCCAAAAAUGUGUAGGUGAUCAAAUCAAUAAGCCCGAGGAUCAAAAUUUGGAUAUUCUAUUGUCUCUAGUGCAAAUGGAGGACUGUGAUGAGGGGCCAGGAUAUGUGCACCAGGCUUUAGCAGAGAGUGCAUCCGCAAACAGUUCUGAACUUGGUGACAGGAUAUCUGGAGCUCUACAAUCAUGGAAUUCUGCUAGUGGACUGAGAAAAAUAAUAGCGGCCCAAAAUAAAUUGCUAUCACACUUUCAUAGGAUAUGUGGUUCAAAGUUGAAGCUGCUGGAGUCAUUGAAACGGUCAACAUAGGGAAGAGAAUCAUGGCGGGACCCUCAUGCGGCUCCAUCAGAAUUUUCCGCAUAUUUUCAGUUUUAUUCUGGUGUUUGGUUGGAGAAGUUCCUGCUGAACGGCUGUUGGUCGUGACCUCCAUGCUCUGUACCUUCACAGUGAGAAUUUUGAUUUCAUUAUUUUUUCAUAUGUUUUCGCUGAGUGGGAAACCUCCCAGUGGUAAGGAAUGAGGUCUGUGUACAAUGAAUAAACCAUAAAUCUCGGGUUUCAAUAUAAGAACUUGCGGACAGCAUCUCUCUAAUGCUGUGUGUAUCUGUUGCAUUUCCUGGAAGGUGUGGCUUUGUGGAUGUAAACUAGUUGCAGCUUGGUCAAUCUUUGCCUCAUCAGUAUCCAGAUGCUGGUGAUUAGAUUUGAAAUUUUAAUUGUUUGUGUAUUGUGUAUAAGUAUUGAACUCUAAAUUAUUCAAAUUGUUUUAUUAAUUCUGUCAUUGAA
Elaeis guineensis (African oil palm) is the source of this 3726-nucleotide messenger RNA. Its product is annotated as N-terminal acetyltransferase B complex auxiliary subunit NAA25. The record is from RefSeq and is a predicted model, not a curated record. Gene Ontology annotation, biological process: N-terminal peptidyl-methionine acetylation. Lineage: Eukaryota; Viridiplantae; Streptophyta; Magnoliopsida; Arecales; Arecaceae. Gene Ontology annotation, cellular component: NatB complex; cytoplasm. Gene Ontology annotation, molecular function: protein binding.